Messenger RNA from Ectocarpus siliculosus, 1209 nucleotides. Lineage: Eukaryota; Phaeophyceae; Ectocarpales; Ectocarpaceae. The record is from the annotation of a GenBank genome assembly.
AUGAACGUGAUCCAGGAGAUAAAGCGCAUCAACGAGCGGGAGCUCGAGCAAGGGGUGUCCGGCAAGGCCUCAUGGCACCACGAGUACAAGGACAGUGCGUGGGUCUUCGCUGGAGGCUUUCCGUACGACCUCACCGAGGGAGACAUUCUUUGCGUUAUGUCACAAUGGGGGGAGAUCGAGGACAUUAACCUGUGCCGAGAGAAGGAUACAGGGAAGUCCAAGGGGUUCUGCUUCAUCAAGUACGAGAACCAGAAGAGCACCAUCCUCGCCGUGGACAACUUCAACGGCAUCGACCUGUUGGGUCGCACGAUUCGAGUCGACCACAAGCACAAGUACUCCCUGCCCGCCGAGGUGAGGGAGAAAGCGGAGAAAGAGGACGAGGAGAGGGUCGCCCGGGGUGAGGCGCCGUCGGAGAAGGGGCCGCAGUGGAGGCCUGGUGUCGCCUAUGAAGGGAAACAGCUAGCCACAUCUCACAACUUCCACAAGGGUGUUGACGUGUUCGCCAAACCAGAGCAGGGUUCUGGAUCGAGCGAUGACAGCGAUGGUGCUGGGGGAACACUGGGCGAGUCGGCGGCGGCGAAGAAAGAAAGGCGGGAGGCAAAGCGGAAAAGAAAAGAAGCUCGAGCGGAUGCGCGGGAGCGGAAGAAGAGGGACAAGGAGUCCUCCGCCGGGGGCGACGGCAGCGACGGCCACCACAAGAAGAAAAAGAGCAAACGCCACAAGAAGGAUGAGAAGAAAGAGGAGAAGAAGGAAGGCCGAGCCCACGGCAAGGACGAAAAAACCAGAAGCAGCGAACAUCCACGGGCCGGCAACGGCGGACGGGGUGAGGAGAGGGUCGGCGGACGACACGAUCAUCGUCGCGGCAAGGAGCCACCGACGGGCCGCAGCAGCGGCGCCGACGCGAGCGGGGCUUGGGAGCGAGGCGCACGCGCGCCCGGCGAUGGCCCGUCUUCCGGUGGCACCCCCUUUUCUUCUUCUUCGCAACCUUCAGGUCGUGCCCCGGCGUUGGCACCACCAGUCCCUCUGUCUUCGGGCAAUGUCAUGGAUUGGAGGGGACUGGGCGGGCGCGCCGCCGGCGGACGGGGGGGAGGGAGGGGGGGCGGGCGGGGGGGUAGGGAGGGGGCCGGGCGAGGCAGAGGGGGCCCGCAGAGUGGCGGGCGCGGUAGAGAAGGGAUGAACUCGAUGGGCGGUAUGGAUCGUCGGCGGUAG